AUGUAUGCUGGACCUACAGCUAUUCUUUCCGCGUCUAUGUUACCGGCUCAAACCCCGCCGCCCGUCCAGGGCGAGCAGGCGUCAUCAGAAGCCCGCGCGGACGGCGCAGUGGCUUUGGCAAGCACCAGCGUCGAGAGUACCGGACUUCUGGGCAGAUCAACCGCGACUCUGACUAGGCAUUUGCCGUCAACAGUACAAGCUGUUCUUGCUGUCACCGAGGUCAAGGACUUGGAGAGUUUGGCAACGGUGGCAGACAAGGUCACGGAAGCGACUAGACCAACUGAAAUUUCGCAGAUAAGUAGCUCGACUUCUGGCAGCAUCAGCGAGUUGGUGGGAAUCGUGAACAAACUCCAAAUCGAAGUAGCUGAACUACGGCGAUCGAGUAGUUUAUUCGAAGAGGAAAUGGAAGAGCGCCGCCGUAUCACGACUGUCCGCCAGCUAGAACUCCUAGUGGAAUAUCUCGAAGCCCACAAAGAUCUCGCUCUUGGUAGGGUACGGUCAAAAGAAGCUCGUUCCGUUGCAUCAAGACUUUGGAGGGAAGGUUACGAAAUUUUAAAUGCGGAAGGGCCUGCAAGGACUGCCAAGGAGUGGUCCAAAGUUUGGAACGACCAAAAAUGUAAAGUGCGCGCAAAAUUAGUAAAUAUAAACGCUAAUAAUAGAGGAACAGGAGGCGGCCUGAAUAUUGCACCCACUUUAACGGCCAUCGAAGAAAAAAUAGCCAACAUUUUAGAAAAUGUUGUGGGUGAAGUAGAAGUGGCAGAAGAACCGGUAAAUAUUUCACCUACAAUAAAUCAAGACCAAAUGAUCUUGUCGCCUUCACCUAGCCUGACAGGGCAAGUGCCAUCACCUACCCUGCUUACUGAGAGACAAGACAAAAUGGGCUGUUUCGUCAGUAAAGACAAACUCACUAAGGAGGAUAUGGACUUUCUGAAAACUCACACGUCAUACGAUGAAACUACUAUCAAGGAGUGGUACAAGGGGUUCAAGCAAGACUGUCCUAACGGACGGCUAACGCCUGCAAAAUUCGUCGACAUGUACAAGAUGUUUUUCCCCUCUGGCAAUGCCGUUGAAUUCUGCGAUCACGUUUUUCGCACUUUCGACAUGGACAAAAAUGGAUAUAUAGAUUUUAAGGAAUUUCUGCAGGCGAUUCAUGUGACAUCGAGUGGAACCCCUGAGGAAAAGCUUAAAUGGGCUUUCCGCAUGUAUGACGUGGAUGGCAAUGGAGUAAUAGACAUUCAAGAGAUGACGAAAAUAGUCCAGGCUAUCUACGACAUGCUUGGCGCGUGCUCAAGUAACAGGCCGGCUGAUUCCGCCGAGGAGCGUGCCAAAAAUAUCUUCGCUAAAAUGGACGAAAACAACGACGGCCAGCUCACGCAGGACGAGUUCCUCAAAGGCUGUCUCCAAGACGAAGAGUUGUCCAAAAUGCUCGCGCCUUAA
Messenger RNA from Chilo suppressalis (striped riceborer), 1437 nucleotides. The record is from the annotation of a GenBank genome assembly. Lineage: Eukaryota; Metazoa; Arthropoda; Insecta; Lepidoptera; Crambidae.